UUUUCCAAUUCGCAAAUUAAUCGCUAGUCGUCUUCGGUAUCAGUAUUCAUACGAUAAAAGAAGCACUGAUAACGCAUUUUGCUUUGGCCAGUCACGUUACUCCAAGACACGCUAUGGUCAAAGGAGUUUAAAAUCAGGCGCUAAAGUGUCAAGACCGUCAAGUUGCGACGACCGCCAGUGCCUUCCAAGUUCAAUCUUAGACAAUUGUUAGGGGUGAAAUUGAAAUUGUGGACAUUCUGAACUAAUGAAAAUUCUUCAAUUAGCUCAUACGUGCAGCAUAGUAUCUUGGAUGCAUAGUAUGCUUGAUUGAACAGUUCCUGAAGUGUUCUCAUUGCGCAGAAGAGAGUGUGUGGAAUAAGUGCAAUGUCCAGCUCUGGUAGUAAACUGCGAUCGGCCAGGGCCGUUUGGUGCGCGGGUGCAAGUAGCCCGGAGGACAGUUCCGAGAAUAAAGCAAGACGUUUCAGGCUGAAACAUUCUUGCAGCAACUUGACUCUUACCAAUUGUCAAAAUGGUAGCUACAUAGUGCCAAAAUUAAGUGCGUGGCCAAAACGCUCAAACCACAGGAUUUAAUCUAAUCUGGGUCAAUGUUCAAUUCGUGAACUGAACAUUAUCUAAUCACAAAAGUGUUGGAUUUUUUAUACAUAGGGGUUUUGUGAUUAAUUCGAAGACAGCUGGACACUUUUCAGAUUCGCCAUGGGUCUAUGCUGUGACAGUGGCACGAUGCUUAAAAACGUUCUCGAUACUCGGUAUUGUGGAAUCGAAAUACAGGGGUGGGGUACACUUUCUUGCACACAAAACGUCAGCGGUUUUGUCAUAACCGAGAGAAUGUGCUUCAGCCGUGGAUGUAAGUUUCGCAGUCUGGAAGUUAAAAAUGUUGACGAUACUCGGAAAUUUGGAAUUGAAAUUCAUGAUUACGGUAAACAUUCUCAGACAUCAAAUGUCAAAUCGCUUUGACAAAUAGAGCAAAUCUAUCGUAUUCAUAGAUUCAAGUCCCGCAGUUCUGGAUAUCGUCCACGUUUUCAAGCAACGUGUCGUCGUCAUGGGAUUGAUUGAAAAAGAAUCGUAUGAACAUCCACUGUGUUCGGGAUGAGUCCCAAAAACUUUUUAAGACAUACAUAGUCCAUAUGCUACGGUAGAGACGAUUCAGAUUAGAUUACACCCUAACGAGAAGAGUCCGUAAUGGCUAGCACCUGAUAUGUAGCCAGUUUCCUAAACACGAUCUAAAUGGGACCGGUCGAAGCGAUUGUCAAAUAUAACAUGAAAUUGUGCUUUCCAAUGGAAUUUCUACCAACAGUUCGCCACACUGUACUGAUAACAGAAUAGGACACUCUUAAAAUAAAGUAAAGUAGUCGAAUGUAUCUCUGGGCACAGGAAUCCCUUUUCGAUCGUGUUUGGGAAAAUGGCUUAUGGUCUUAUGGUGCUUAUCUUAACACCGAUAUGUUGUCUUUUUUUCAUUCAUUUAUUUGUUUCUACACGACAUGGCGGGUAUAUCACGUUUGCCUAAGAUGCAAGCAAAACUCCGAUUUUCGGUGAAAUUUAUUUGCGGAGUUUUGCACGCGAUGUUCGCAAACGGGAAGGUUGUGCUGUCGUGAAUAAACUGAAUUAUAUAUGUUUUGUUCCCGGGACCAAUCGAACUGUACGUGAGGAGCCACAUUCAAAGACAGUUCGUUUGUUCCUGGAAGCCAAAUAGAUAAAUCAAAUGUUGGGCUUAUACAGGGCCUUGCUAUUCAUCCCAAGACAACAGCAUGUCUCUUUUACGAUUCGUAGCGAGUUAAUUUCAUAUCAGCGGCGGUAUGGUUGAAAACGUUAACGCUAUCUGGUAACGUGGAACUUAAAUGUCUGAGUACGGCACAUUUUCUAGGACACAAAGCGUCAGAACUAGCUGUUUUGACAUAUCAUGAAAACAUGCCGCAGUCAUGGAUUAGCAUGUACCGCAGUGCCGGAUAGCGUACAAGUUUUCUAGCAUCAUACCGGAGCCAUGGGAUUCACUCACGGCGAAUCAUAACAGAGCCCAACGAUCGGGGGAUGGAUUGUAAGGGUUUGUGUUUAAAAAAAAAACUGGCGCAUCUGUUUCAGAUACUGCUCAAAGAAAAAAAGCGUUGCCUCCCACAAAUGUAUUAUAGCGUUCAGAUGUUCUAUUUCUAUUCCUGAUUGACACCUUCUGCAAGUUCAACAUGGAGUCCCUUGUAAGAAAUAAUCAAACCCCAGAGGUUGUGACAACAGCAACCAUACCUCCCUCGACUGCUGCAGCACAACCGGCAAACAGUGAGGCAGCCAAAGGACGAUCCACCUUACACGGCAGCUCCUACCAUCUGCGGUUGGCGAUGAUAAUUUUGUUACGUGCCUACAAUCUGCAUCGGGAAGACAAGCUGAACCAGUUUGUAAUUAGAAUGGAAGACCCCACUGCGGGCAAAUUCGACGACGUCGUGUUUCGUUACACCUCAGCGUUAUCACCCACCGGGGGUGCCGUUUACAUCCAGGCAAAACACAAACAAAAAUCGGCCAGCGCUACACCCACCAAAGAUGCAUCAUUCAUUACCAAACGUGCACUGCUGAAGCAUUGGGACAGUAAGGCUCAGUUUUCUGUCUCGAUGUACUUUGCUUCGUACCUGGAAAUUCAUCAGCAAUCUUCGUCUGGGACGCCGCCCAAGUACAUGCUGUGCACGAACGCAAAGAUUGAUGUAAAUCUGAUGCAUUACUUCAUAUCACAGGAAUAUGAGCCUGACGAUAUAAUGUACUUCUACAAAGAUAUUGGGGCAUCCUGUUACCGCUUCAACUAUGAAAAGGUCGUCGAUUUGCUGAUCAACGAGUCGAGAAAAGCGAGUGUAGAAAAAUUGGGUCAAUUCUGGGCAAUGUACGUUAAAAAUGGCAAAGAAAUGAAAUCGAACGUUUUUCUGUUCGAUGUGUAUAGGAAGCUCAUUGCGGAAUGUGUAGAGAAGGUCAAGCGAGGAAAGUUUAAAUUCAAACCCGAGUUUAUUACGGCAAAUAGCUCAACGCCCAUGGGUAGAGUUAGUGCAACGUUCAGGAAUGAGUACGUAAAGCUGCUGUCGGACGAGAAUCAAAAUGACAGCAGUAUCAAAUGGAACGAGCUGGAAAUAUGCAUAGAGGACACGUUUAUCGACGCUAACCACCCAUCCCCGGAAGCAGGCUCGUAUUAUAAGCAGGUAGAUCACGCCUUCAAAACAUUCUGCGAACAGUUUGUGUUUGUGUGUGAAUCAUUGGAUGAAACAAUGAUGAUCGAAAAGUCGGUGGAACGAAUUCCCCUCUGGGUGCAGGAUCGGGAUGCCACCAACAGUAACUUUUUCUUUGAUAUGUUUGAGUCGAUGAAAAACAUUCCUCUCGAAUUUAAACAUUUAAAAACAAUGUUCAGCAAAAUCAAACCUAACGAGGCGGUUGACAAGCUGAUCGGUACACCAAACGAAACUGUUAACCAAUGGCAACAGGAGUACCGGAACGUUCGCAUUAAGGAGGAUCUUCUUAGGGAAAAGAUACUAUACAAAUGUAUAGAAGACAAGCCAUUCGUUGGCGUUUAUACAUUUCGCGGUUCAACAGGCAUGAAAAUGUCCUCCCUAAUCGUGGCACAAACGCUAGCACUGGCCAACUGUCCCUACCUGUUCCUGGACAGCCGGGCAACAGUGCUGAAGGAGAGAUUUCUCAAAACCCUGCACCAGGUGAUGGAGUUUAUGGCCGACGUCAAUCCCUUCAAUACCAACGUCAUAGCGAUCCUGGGUCAGUUCGAACACAAAAUCAACAAAGAAAUUAAGCUUUUGGCGAAGUUUUACCGGUUGAAAAUUAUUCUAAUAGAAAAGCUUGACGGAACCAGAACGUCAGAAGACGAGCUGUACGUCCAUCAUCUAACUGAUGACGCGAGGAAGAAGCUGUACCAGCAGCAGGCAAUCCUGUAUCCUUUCGGGACGUCAGUGGCUGUAAACGAUAUCCUGCGGGAUGAGGAUAGUUUGAGCUUCUUGGAUAAAAUUUUGACCAAAGGUGACGAAGCAGACGACAAAGAAAAUGAACGCUCCAACAUCUACCAGUUUGAAGCGCUGAAGCCGACGUACGUUUCACGCACCAUCGUGCCAUACAACACUGCACUCCCAUCAGAACUGAACGAAGACGACUUAAGCACCGACUUAAACUAUCCUCCCAAAGAGGAAGCAAUAAGUUUCGAUCAAAUUUCAUUUGUCAACAAGAAUACUCGCUCGUUGCUGAACUCGAUACUAUCAUCCGAGGAUGAGUUCGACAAGCUGCCCGAUGCGCUAAGGCAUGGCGAUGACAAGGAGAAGGUUUACAUCUUCGUCGGUGAAGCCGGUACCGGAAAGUCUGCCUACCUGACGUGGCUGUCCACCCGUUUGUCAGCCACCGACGAUUCGCUGUACGUCGUACGGGUGGAGGUUUUAAAACAUUCCGCCGCUUUCGCACAGCUAAGCAGGAGCCACCCGAACGACAUCGAUGAUAUAACCGCCUUAACGUUCCUGUACCGGCUUCUUUACGGCCUGCAGUAUGUGAUCAACAUUACAACUGAAAAUCCGGCCGGGAAUUAUUUAGAAAACGAAGAGUUAAACAGAAUCGUUCAACUGCUGUACCUUUCCGAUGGUAAGAUUCUGCUCGACGAAGAUGAGCUAAAGGCGGCCGAUCUGACCAGCGCACAGUCGCUGGAAAUUCGGCUGUUUCAAAUGAAGUUCAACGAACGCAAGCUGAUCCUCAUGCUGGAUGGGUUCGAUACGAUACACCCGUUCUAUACCGCGUUUGGGUUUAAGUGCGUCGCCAAGCUAGCGAGCCUUGAGGCCAUCCGCACGGUUUACAUCUCAACCAGACCGUACAACAUGAUGGCUGAGUUUGCCCAAUCGUUCCCCAGCAGCAGCAGCAUGUUCCGGUUCGUGCCGUUUCGCCAGCGAGAUCAACUACUGUACUGGCGGAAAUGUCUGGAUGGUGAGAUGGAGCAUUACAAACAGUGUACUGCUAGCGAUCGCAUUACAGGCAUUGCCGUUUUGUACAGCGCCAUUUUGAACGAUCUGGGAGAGCUGUACCGAUUGCCACUGUUUCUAAAAGUUUCAUCGGAAGUUGCGAUACCCCUGCUUAAGCCACAUAUCCGUUUCCUGCGGCCUACCGUGUCGAAACAAUGGUUCCUGCAAACCAAGCUGAUCAAGCUGAAACUUUUUGAGCAUUUUGUAAGCCGUAAGCUUAAAUUAUUGAACGAAGAAAAAUCCGGCUCUACAGAUUCUAUAUCGGACAAUCCCAUUCACCAGAUUAAAGCUACCGAAACGAACGCGCAAGUCAAGCGAAAGCAUGGUCUGCUGGCUAUGCACGUCCUGUUUAGUGCCGGCAUCAGGGAUAAGCUGAUGUACGCUGCGGAUCAGGAGGAAGCAGCAGAAAUCUUGCAGGAUAUAGUCGAUGGCACGGAAAAAACGGGAAUCGUUCCACGACUGGAGAACAACGUGCCAGUGUUUACGCACCGAAUACUGGCGGAGUACUUUGCGGGAUUUUGGAUGUACGAAAAUAAGGACCGUAUGAAGCAUGGGGGCAUAUUCUGGUCACGAUCGUUCUGGACGCCGCAGCUGCUUGUAAUGCGCACCUUUUUUGAUGAGAUGAUCCUGGAAGGAUCCCGGGAAGGAUGUGAGAUUCACUAUGCCGUUGUCAACAAGUCCUCCGAGCGGGUGCGUGACUUGCUGUCGAACGAUGGUACAGCUGCAUUCGUUAAAGAUGCCGGUGGCAGGCUGCCUCUUCACCUGGCAAUUUUGUACUCGAUGGAAGAUGAUUUCCUAGCAGAAAAUAUACGCUCUGGAAUCAUCAACGUAAGGGACACACUCUUUGGAUGGAGCGCAUUAGACUACGCAUUCAUUGUGGGAGUGGAAGCGACCAUACACAAACUGAUCGACUUUGGAGCAACGGUCAGUGAAAGCACACUGCUGCAGCAAAUAUGUUCCAACAAUCUAAAGGAUUUGCUGAACGAUGCACUGAACUACGGAGAAUGGCUUCAGUCGAAUCCAAAGUCCAGGAGUAUAGCAAAUAGUCUUCACAUUGGAGUGGCCAAAUAUUUACUCAAUGAACGGCCUAUUGAUAUCUUUGCUAGCCACCAUGAGCUAGAUUCUUUGUCAGUGAUUGAAUUUUGCAGUAAACACAACAUGGUGGGUGUUUUCAGGCAGUGCAUAUCGCUAAUGAACGAUCAAUCAAAGAUCAGUUCAGAAGUUUACAAGCAUUUGCUGGAGUUGGCAGUUGAGAGCAAAGCGCACCAUAUAGUUAAUUGUUUUUUGGAAGAGUGAAUUGUGUCACUUUCUCAGUUAAGUUAUUUAUUGAAAAAGGAAGUGUUUUCUCAUUAGCAUAAGGGAUAGUUUACUUAAACCUGUUAUGAACAGACUUUUCUAUGAAUUAAUUCAUUGCGUUUACUCAGAAGAGUACAGCAAACGAUAUUACAGACAAGGUUUUUAAUGUAAAAGUUCAUAAUGGAAUGGAUCACAGAUGUAAUGAGUUGGGUUGUACAUGAUAUUGUGAUAGCUAGAGUUAAAAAAAACUAUUGCAGAAACGAUUCCCAACAGAACCGUCCCCCCGUAGCAAGGACUGACUAUCUGGCUGCGUGGUAGUUAACAAGUCGUUAUAAGCCUGGAUAGAACAGUAAUGCAUAUGUUGUAAUGCCAAAAUGAAAAAGUGUGCAAAGAGACUGCAAACGAAUGAUUAAGAUUAACAUAUAUUGCGACAAUAAUGAGUAAAUUUUAUCAAAUAAAACAUGAAC
Anopheles merus is the source of this 6727-nucleotide messenger RNA. RefSeq lists its product as uncharacterized. Lineage: Eukaryota; Metazoa; Arthropoda; Insecta; Diptera; Culicidae. Bases 2175 to 6260 code for a protein of 1361 amino acids. The transcript is spliced from 2 exons. The record is from RefSeq and is a predicted model, not a curated record.